Stegastes partitus (bicolor damselfish) is the source of this 5868-nucleotide messenger RNA. RefSeq names its product tudor domain containing 15 (gene tdrd15). The transcript is spliced from 3 exons. Bases 1 to 5868 code for a protein of 1955 amino acids. Lineage: Eukaryota; Metazoa; Chordata; Actinopteri; Pomacentridae. The record is from RefSeq and is a predicted model, not a curated record.
AUGCAGCCGGUGCUGGACUCUGGACAUCAGAAGUCACAAGACUCAGGUCCAUCGGUACCAUGUGCCCUUUGGCCAGUGGACCUCAAGUUAACUCACCUGGACUGGAAUCCAGAAGCAACCCUGAUACACUUCCAGGGACAACACCUUACCAUAUGUGAACUUGACUAUAACAUCUUGCAGUCAGAAAUACAGAAUGCCCCAAAGACUGAAGCUGCGGUGGACGUGGGAGAAUUUUGCCUUGUAGAAGACUUGACUUCAGCUCGCUGGUUCAGAGGUAGAGUUGAGAACCGUAAGGAGGACUCGUUUGAUGUUUUCCUCAUAGAUCACGGUAACGUCUUGAGUGUGGACGUUGCCCACAUAUCUUCCUGUUCAGGUGAUUUUUUCAUUCUGCCUCCAAAAAUAGUUUGCGGCUUUCUUGCAAAUGUGCUUCUCCUUCAGAGUUGUCCACACUCUGUAGUGGAGGUGUAUCUCUCAAGCUUGAUUGGCAGAAAUGUUGCAGGUUACAUUCAAGCUCUCCUUUGUCAUGAAGUCCUCUUACUGGAAGUCCCUGACAUCAACAGUGACCUGGUGCGCCAUGGCUUUGGGAGGCAUGUGGACACAGAUACCUUCCUUUUCUUGGUUGAGAUGCUCACAGAGGUGCCGCUCAAACAAAGCAUCGCGUCAGUUCCUGACUUACUCAUUCAAAAGCCACGAGGACAAGAAAUGUACUUCAAAUCCUCAGGUCUGCAGGGAUAUGAGGACAUUCUGUCAUUCUGUGGACCUAAGUUGAGUUGUGGGACACAAGCUAAAGUGCGAGUAACUGCUGCUGUCAACCCCGGGCUGUUUUAUUGUCAAGUAGCGAGCAUGGAAGCAGAUCUUUGGGAAAUGUCAAAGAAGUUGGCUGCAGUUUGUGAGUCCAGAACCAAGGAAUGCAACCAGAAGACUCCAGAGAACCUGGGUUUGCUGUGCUCUAUUAAAGGCAAAGAUGGGAAAUGGUACAGAGGCUUUGUGCAGUUUCUCUCAGUCAACUCUCAGGUUCGGGUUUUGUUCAUUGACUAUGGAUUCUUUGAAUCCGUCAAAGUAGAGAACAUCCACAGGCUGCCACCUGAGUUCCAUUCAACACCCAUCAUGGCAUUCGCAUGCUCGCUCUCCUCCCUGACUGAUCAGGAUCAUGUGCUCAAAACCCAGCAGUUGAGUUUCCUGAAGGCGGGCUUGCUUGGUGGAAUGUUAGAUGUGGAGAUCAGUGGCUUUGAUGAAAAGCAGCAUCUGUACUCUGUCACUGUAAUCGGUUUGACAGAUAAUAAUGUGAAGGAACCAGAGCCCAUCCAGAAGCUUUGCACAUUCAAAGCUGAGACAGUUUUGGACACAAAACCGUCACGUCAGGCUGGCUGUUUGCACUACGAGACAGUCGUGGGUGAAGCAUUGGUUAAGACGCUGAAAGCAGAAGAGGUCCAGGUGGGCUUGGUCUUUGUUGGGUAUGUUGAGCAUGUCGGGAACCCAAACCACUUCUGGAUCAGAACCCAAAAACGCAACGAUGAGUUUGAAGAAAUGACGACAAAAAUGAUGGAACACUUCAGUCAAACGGAGCUGGAUGAAGAUGUGCUGAUGAAUCCUGAGCCUGGGACACUGUGCUGUGCAGUCUAUGAGAAAGACAUGCACUUCUACAGGGGCGUGGUGACAGACACUCUGGAGCAUGGAGCUGAAGUUCUUUUUAUUGAUUUUGGGAACAUUGAAAAAGUGCCACGCAUGCUGAUCAAGAACAUACCUGAGACAUUUGCCAGCAAAUCGCCGUUUGCCAUGUGUUGUUCUCUUGUUAAUGUUUUUCCUUUGGAAGACGUCUGGACCAGCUCCGCCUUAAACUUUUUCAGGCAAAUUGUGACAAACAAAGCUUUGCUGGUCCGUGUUGUUCAGAUGAGAAAAAACACACUUGUUGUUGACCUCUUUGAGAUGGGAGGUGACAAAAGUCGGAGCAUCACUGAGCUCCUCAUCUCUUCCAAACAAGCUGAAUACAUUCCCAUAGAGCCUGUGGUGCAGAAUAACACGAGGCUCCCACAAUGCAGUGCGACAAUGGACAUCAGUGGGAAUACAGAGCAGUGGUCGGAUUGUGAGGAGGAAGAGAAGUCAUGCAGAAAUGAAAUUGAGAAAGAUCAAGCCCCUGCUAGCUUCAAAGCUUUAAAUAUCGAGCCUGGUUGUGAGUUUGCCGUGCGCUGCCCCUACAUCAGCUCUCCAUCAGAUUUCUGGUGCCAGCCUCUUGAUAAGGUUCCAGCUUUGGAGGAACUGAUGGAAAAAGUGCAGCAGUAUUACUCCACUCAUACAGCCCCCCUCCGGUCAGGAGACUCAUGUUGCGUUGCCCAGUCACCGUGUGAUGGAAGGUGGUACAGAGCCUUUAUCAUAGAAAAACAGAAAGGUCUCGCCAAAAUAGUGUUAGUUGACCAUGGCCGUACUGUUGAAAUCAGUGAGAACAGUCUUCAGGCAAUCAUGCCUGAAUAUUUUUCUUUGGAAGGACAAGCUUUCAGAUGUCGCCUUGACAACCUCAUCAAACCUGCUGACCCAAAAAACUGUGGGGAUUGGAGUCCAGAGGUUUGUAACCUGCUGAAAGUCUUUGUCCUCCACAGCGGCAGUAGUCUAAAAUGUAGAGUUGCCUCUCACUUAAAUGUGAAAAACACAGGGCUGUGCAAUGUUGUGGAUCUCUACAACAUCCAAACUCAGCAGAGCGUCACAAAAAAACUCCUAGAACAGGGCCUGGCAAGCAGAGUGACAGUGUCGACAAAGCAACCAUUAACAGUGUUUCCUGACUCUUUUGUCUACUCCUCAUAUGGUUUAAGACCUGGAAAUGAGGAACACGUCUACGUCACCCAUGUCAGCAGUCAGUGGGAGGUCUACUGCCAUCUUGAGAGAAACACUGAAAUCAUCGAAGAGCUCGAGAAGAACAUCUCAGAGGAGAGUGAAAAAAUGAUGCAAGCCAGUACGAGAGCCGUCGUGAGGAAACUGUGCCUUGCCAAAUACCUGAAUGGCAUGUGGUACAGAGGCUUGACACAUCCGGUUCAGUUGCCGCUGCAUCUCAGUGUGUUUUUUGUGGAUUAUGGAAACACAAGUAUAGUAGAGAAAAGCAAUGUCAUGUUCAUUCCCAGGGACUCAGGCUUUUUGUUGUACACACCCAUGCAGGCUAUGAGAUGUAGCCUCGAUUCAGUGUCCAAGGUGGAGCCCUAUGCAGAUGUCAAGGAGUGGCUUACCGACACAGUCCUCAACAAGCUAGUGACAGUCAAGAUCAUUGAGAAGAGCGAAAAUGGUUCAUUUGUUGUUCAGCUGUUUGAUGGAAAAGUUAACAUCAAUGAGAAGGUGAAAGAGCUCAUUCUUGAUCUUUCACAGAAACCAAAGACUGUUAGUUUGAACAUAAGCAGCACAAAGACAAAACAUCACAGGAAAAAUAUUUCUGUCAAGAGGAGAAGUCAACCAACAGGGCAGUCUUUAGGCUGCGCUACAUCUAAUGUCAAAAGAGGUGCCGAAAAGAACACAAAACAACUGGUUCAUGGCAGAACUCAGAACAAGAACACAAAAGCGAAACAACAGAAUGAGGACAAAUCAAAGAGCCGUGCCACAGUACAGCCUCUAAAAAACUCUCCAGUGCAACAACCAAGAGGGUGCCAGGAUGCAAAGUCAGAGCGAUCACAACAAAGCAGGGUAACACAAGUAACCCGGCUCUCGCAUCUGCCUGACAAGAAUGUUAGUGCAGGCUUCCUGGCAGAGUGCUUCGCUUCCCACAUCGACUCUGUGAACAGCUUUUUCCUGCAGCUGUCAGAGGACGAACCUGCCAUCUUGAAACUGGGGGACGAUCUCAACACAAGUAUCUUAAGGGCUUCCUUGAAGACGACCACAUCUCUGAGAAUCAAUGACGUGGUUUUGGCCGAGUACGAGGAGGACGGCGCUGUGUAUCGUUCAGUUGUCAAGAGUUUUGAAGCCAGUUCAUGUGUCAAAGUUGAGUUUGUGGACUAUGGAAACUCAGCAGUCAUUGGGAAAGAAAAGAUUUACUCCAUACCAGAGGAGUAUCUGUGUCAGCCAAGAUUCAGCAUACCAUGUUCGCUGUUGGACAAGAGCAUGUAUGGAAAUGAUGCUUCUUUCACUGACACUGUCAUGGAGAAGCGGCUCAUGGUCGACUUUGUUCAGCAAAAUGGAACUCAAUGGGAAGUCAAGAUUGAGGUUCAAGAUGCAGGAGAUGGUCUUAAUAUGGCACUUGAAGCAGCUGUUGAAAGUAGCCCUUUAACUGAAAGGGAAGAAGAGUCUCCUAUGAGUUCAUGUGAAACUGAGCAGAAAGUGAGAUCCUGUGAAAAGAGACAAGAAGUGUUUGAGAAUGAAAGAAGUAAAUCUGAAGGAACGAUGCCUUCUGUUGGAGGAGAAAACUUGAUGGCGGCACCACCACCUGUCACGCUGAUACCUAGACUGAAGGUAAAAGCCUGCAGGUGUCAUAGAGGGACUCCCGCCAGAAAGAAGAGGGAUUCAAAAGCUCAUAGGAAAACAAAAACCUGUUCUGUCAAAGCAGUGAGGAACGUUGCAGAUGUAUUCCGACCUGCACCGAUUCAAGCCAAAGACACAGAGAAUGGAACCAUUCUAUCAGUCCAGAGUAAUGGCUGUUUUUAUGUCAGACUCACUCGAUUCACUGACCAGCUGGCUGCACUAGAAAGUUGCAUCACUACCAACCUAAAUAAGUGCAGGACGUUGGCAGGAGAGGAUAUCAAACAAGGCCUCAAGUGCUUAGUUCAGACAUAUAAGGACAAGUGGCAAAGAGGUGUUGUUCAGCAGAUCAAUGAGCAGACAUACAAAGCCCUCCUGGUGGACCAUGGAGUAACAAAAGAAUUUCCAAGUGGCUCCAUCCGACAGCAGUGUAGCGACCUGGCCCAAAUCCCCAACCUGGCAGUGUUGUGCAAGAUGAACAACUUGGGGUUCAGUGCAGGAGAAGACACUCAGAAGCUGUGGUGUCAAACCCUCAAAACAAUAAUCAGCAAAGAAGUACAAGUAGUUUUUACGUGUUAUUCUGAAGCUGAUAACCUUUGGAUGGUUGAAAUAACCAUAGAUGGACUGUUCCUCAUGACACAUGUGGAAACCUUAUCGCAGCGAAAUGAAGAGAAGAUCCCAUCGCCUGCUGAAACCCAAAAUGAAAGCAAAGCAGAAGGAUGUACCUCUGACAUGAGCCCUCCUCAGCAACUUGCCUUUGUGCCUGUUGAUUUAGACAAAGCUUAUUCUGGCUUUGCUGCUGCAGUUAUAACUCCCUUUGAGUUCUGCAUUGUUCUUGAAGACUCGCUUCUUGUCAGGAACAGACUGUCCAUCAUGUUGGACGAGCUGCCCACUCAAAUGGCUUCUCUCCCUGAAGCCCACCUUCUCCCUGGCACCUGCUGCCUGUUGAAAUCAGACUCCAGGAAUGAGUGGUGCAGAGGUGAAAUCGUACAUGCCGACACCACAGUGGUCCUGAACCUCGUGGAUUAUGGCCAUUACGAAUACAUGCCACAUGACGACUGCUCCAAGCUGAAGAAGCUACCAGUGGAGAUAACAGACCUCCCAAAGGUGACGAACCCCUGCAGCUUGAGAGGGGUCACGCCUGUAGCAGUGGACGGACAGUGGACCGAUGAGGCGGUGGUCUUCUUCCAGCAGUGUUUGUACCAGAAGAACCUCCAGAUCUUCUUCAGAGAGUUUGUGUCAGACACACACUGGAAGGUGGACAUUAUGGCAGACGGCGUCCAUGUUGCCAAGGAGCUGGUGGAUGCUGGACACGCCACUUACAUAGACGUCAUGCUAGGACUCAGGUUCCAGGAGCAGGGUCCCUGUAAGGCUCUUCCCCAAGGGUCCGACUGUGAGGAAGAGUAUGAGCAAGAAGAGGAAGGCUCGGAUGAAGCUUAG